AUGGUGUUGGGGCGUCCUCCCGAUGCAGACUCGAUAAGAAUUAAUGAUCAUGAGUUCAACUGCAGUCCGAAUCUCAGAAUCGCAUUACAACACCUUCGAAGCAAAGAUGAAGAGGUCACAUUCUGGGUGGACGCCGCCUGUAUCAACCAGGAAGAUAUCUCCGAGAAAAACACCCAGGUCCGCCUCAUGAAUCUUGUAUACAAGCAAGCAAAGAUCGUUCGAGUAUGGCUUGGUGAGCCCUUCGAUGGAAGCGGUGAAGCAAUGAUGUUCAUAGACGAUCUACAGCACUGGCAGGCCGACCAGAAAUUGAGCAAACAUUGUCAAGUUAUUACAGAGGCUCUCAUGAACAAAGUCAAGUUGCUCACGGAAUUUCCGUGGUGGCAGCGAGUUUGGGUCAUGCAAGAGGUAGUCUUGGCGCGUUCAGUCGACUUCCACUGUGGGCAUGAUAGAUUUCACUGGACCUGGUCAAUGUGGCGUAUCAUGGAAUUCCUGCCUGCCCUUGUGAUUGACCCUACCCAAUGCUUCAAACAUGACCAACUCCAAGGAGACAUUUGGGACAUCGUGGAAAUCCUGGUUCAUGCUUUGAAGGUCUUCACACGGCUCCUGGAUCUUCGAGGCAAGGAUGAAGUGGCUUUUCACCGGAACGAUACUGUCAGGAUCUUGAUCGAGAUGAGUCAGUUGCAUACCACUGACCCGAGGGACCACGUUUAUGGUGCACUCGGUCUCAUGCCAGAAUUCGCCAAAAUACAGCUCGUGAAUUAUGCUUUCCCCGUCGAGGCUGUGUUUAUGCUGACAACCUAUUUUCUCUGUUACUAUGUGAGGUCGCUACUGCCUCUAGCCUCGAUUUCUGGCAGAUCGACGUCUGCUCCCAAUCGAGGAUGGUCGCUCGCCAGCUGGGCCAUGGAUUUGAGAAGAUAUCCAAAGAAGCGCAAGCUUUUCCACUGGUUCACCGCAACUGGAGCUUGGGGUCCUGACAAUGCCUUUCAAAUUGACUUUGAUGUCUACAGCAGAUGUUCAAAGGUCCGAGGCACAUACUUCGAUCGUAUCGUCGCUUGCCACAAAGUCGAGGGUAAGGUCAACGUUCACUUCUUUCAGGUAGAGACCAUGAGAGCAUACGUGCAGGGCUGGAGAGACUUCCUCGGCGUUCACGACCACGGCGUCGGCCACAGCACUUACAUUAGUGGUUGCUCCAUGGAGCAAGCAUUUCGAUGGACCAUCGUGCGUGGUCUGCUAGAUACAAGUGGUGUAUAUGGUGAUGAUCGACCGUUGAAGAGUUCCGAUGCUGAAACAUAUUUUAGAUGGAUCGCUAGUCCUGCUAGCCGAAGCAUCAAUAGUCCUGAUGCCAACGGCUACAGUCAUCAAGCUGCUGUGCCAUAUCAAUUGGCACUGCACCGGCUCAUGUUCGACAAGAACACUUUCCUUUUCCGAACUGCUCGUGGCUACAUGGGUUUGUCGGUUGGUGUUCCAGACAUUGCGGUUGAAGACGAAAUGUAUCUGAUGCAUCGAGCUGAGGCGCCAUAUGCACUUCGACCAGUCACAUUGAGCAAUGGAGAUCGGACUUUCGAGGUCGCAAGCGAGUGCUACGUACACGGCAUCAUGAAUGGUGAAGCUUUUCGACCAACUCCAAACCACGAUUCACACCAGGCUAGGCGACAUGAACUGCGAGAGUCGUUGUUCGGUGGUUCUCCUACAGACCAAUUCCUGCCUGUUGCGCCAUACCAGGAAAUUGUGCUUGUUUGA
Messenger RNA from Lithohypha guttulata, 1740 nucleotides. RefSeq lists its product as uncharacterized. Lineage: Eukaryota; Fungi; Ascomycota; Eurotiomycetes; Chaetothyriales; Trichomeriaceae. The transcript has a single exon. The record is from RefSeq and is a predicted model, not a curated record. Bases 1 to 1740 code for a protein of 579 amino acids.